Penicillium digitatum Pd1 is the source of this 807-nucleotide messenger RNA. NCBI's taxonomy places the organism in Eukaryota, Fungi, Ascomycota, Eurotiomycetes, Eurotiales, Aspergillaceae. The record is from RefSeq and is a predicted model, not a curated record.
AUGAAUGAGACCCUUCGGCCAUACCUUGGUAAGUCGGUGGUUGUAUACCUGGACGACAUACUGGUAUACUCCCAAACACUCGACGAGCACUAUACGCACUUAGAAGAAGUGCUCCAGCGCUUGCGGACACAGAAACUCUACGCCAAGCCGAAGAAAUGCGUAUCUGUCACCAAGGAACUGGAAUUUUGCGGCCACAUCAUCGGGGACGGCAAGGUGAAAGCGGUCGCGAUGAAGCUGGAGGUGAUUAAGGACUGGCCCCGACCCACAAACGUCAACGAAGUGCGCCGCUUCCUAGGACUGGCCACGUACUACCGACGCUUCGUCAAGGACUUCGCAAAAAUAGCGGUGGCGUUACACAACUUGACGAAGGAGGCCGACGAAGAGCUGCGCAAGCAGAAAUUCCGUCCUAUCACCUGGACCGAACAGUGCGAGGUGGCCUUUGUGCGUUUGAAGGAAGCGCUUGUUAGCGCCCCUGUUCUUGUCCAGCCCAACCGAACAAAGCCCUUCACAAUCGAAACCGACGCGUCCGAGUGGGCGAUUGGAUUCUUGCUUGGCCAAGAAGGCCAGGACGGGAAGAUGCACCCAGUCGCUUUUGACGGUCGCAAACUAAGAGGGGCAGAGUUAAACUACCCGGUGCAUGAGAAAGAGCUUCUGGCGAUCAAGGAAGCACUGCGCACCUGGGACAGGUACUUGGAGAACGGAACAAAGACCACCAUCAUCACCGACCAUGAGGGUCUCCAGUACCUAGCGACAAUCCGGGCCUACAGCAAACGCCUCGCGCGUUGGAUCGACGAGUUCCAAGGAUAA